AUGAAGUUUCUUUUGGCAAUUGUCGCCACGGUGCUAGUGCUAGCGAGCGUUGUUAGUGGUAUCUCGCUGAACGAAGUGGAACCACAACAUGGUUCAAACAGCUCUGAAAGCAGUUCACAAGAAGACAGCCCGAAUGUGUGCGAAGGAUUGCUCAUCGGCAUCCUGAAGCAUCCGUCGAGCUGCUUCAAGUACAUUUCCUGCUACCUCGAAACGGCCACCGAGCAGACCUGUCCACCGGAUACGAUCUUCGACCUUCAAGAGAUCACCUGCGUCCCCGGAAACCAGCGUACGUGUCGCAAGGAGGGGGAAGAGGUCCCACUGCCGGGUGAUAUGUGUCGUGGCAUCAUUCUCGGAACGAUGGCACACCCAGAGGAUUGCGCAAAGUAUGUGAGCUGCUUCCUUGGCCGCGCACGUGAACGCUCCUGUCGUCGUGGAUUCGUGUUCUCCGAGCGUCUGAUGAUCUGUUUGCCCGGAGAUCUGAACUCGUGCCAGGUGACGCUAGUGCCAACGACCACAACGAUCGCUCCGGAAGAUGUGCGUCCCAUUCCACUCGAUUACUGUCGCAGUAACAAUGUGUCCGUUGGGCUGCUACCGCAUCCGCAGUUCUGCACCCGUUAUGUCGCUUGCGCCCUUUGGAUCCCGAUCGAGCGGGAGUGUGAUCGGUUCCAGGUAUUCAGCGAGCGACUCUCGAUGUGUCUGCCUGGGAAUGUGAAUCGGUGUCGCCCCAUAUUUGGACUGAAGGACGCGGAAAUUGAAGCCUAA
Molecule: messenger RNA, 762 nt
Organism: Anopheles aquasalis
Lineage: Eukaryota; Metazoa; Arthropoda; Insecta; Diptera; Culicidae
Cellular component (GO): extracellular region
Molecular function (GO): chitin binding
Source: RefSeq, a predicted model, not a curated record